AUGGGAACGUUCAAAGACUAUGAACGUGACUACCCUCAUCAUGGUUUUGCUCAAGGUAACCUCUUAAGUACUUUCUAUAGAGGAUUACACCCUAAGUAUCAACUCUCACUCGACACGGUCAGCAAUGGAGAUUUCACUACGAAGACCAUUCAAGAAGGACGAGCUCUCAUCGACAACCUUUCUGCAAGUAGUAGCAACACUUGCACCGAUUUUGAUAGAAGCAUCCGUUCUAGCAAUUCCAACGCUAAGGAGAUUGCCGAUCUUAAGAACAUGAUGAACCAACUUCUAAGGAACCGACAACACGGCGUAAACGCUUGUGAGACUAUUAAUAAUGGAAACAUGGAGCCUUUCCAAGAAGAUUCUUAUGACCAAGAAGAAGAAGUCAACUAUGUUCGGAAUUAUCCUCAGCAAGCUAACCGCUUUCAAGGCAAAAACUUUGGUGGAAACAACAACAACUUUCAGCUACGAGCUCAAUUCAACAACAACAAGCCGCCUUUCCAAACCGGACCAGCCCAGGCGCCUACCUCUAAAGUUGAUGCCAACGUUGAUAUAAAGAUGCAAGAAAUCCUUGUUUCUUUUCAAAAGCAAUUGGGAGACAUCAACUCAAGGAUGGAUAACAUCUAUACUGAGCUGAAAGGGAAGUUUGAAAGCAUUUCUAUCCAUGUUAAGAAACUUGAAACUCAAGUUGCUCAAACCGCUAAUACCGUUCCACGCCAAGUUGGUGUACUUCCGGCAAAACCCGAAGAGAAUCCUAAAGAAUAUUGCAAUGCUAUCUCAGUCGAACUAGCCUCACUUACCGUGAAGCCAAGCCUCUGGCAUUCUCUUUGUGAUUCUGGUGCUAAUAUUAAUGUUAUGUCAAGAAGUGUAGCUGAAAAGCUAGGAUUACGAGAAAUAUCGCCAUCCAACCUCAGUUUAGUCUUUGGAGACUCAUCACAAAAGGUUCCCGACGGAUUAGUUCGAGACCUACAACUUGUAGUAGGAGAUUGCAUAGUUCCUACCGAUUUUCAAAUCCUAGAGAUGGAAGAAAAAAAUGAAAGACCUUUGAUUUUAGAAAGACCAUUCCUAGCUACUGUUGGAGCUAUCAUCGACCACAAGUCAAAGAGGACAAUCUUUGCCAACAUCAACAAGAAGAAGUCAUAUCCAACUAUCUCCAAGCCGAAACCAUGGCUGACCAACUCGUUACAUGAAGAACCGAUGAAUCCUAGCAUCGACAAGAUGAAGCAAUUCGACCAUUCUGCAUCUACAAGUACCAACAACCUGCUACCCAAGCCACCUAAACCGCCUAAGCCACCACAAAUUUCCAAGAUCAAGAUCAUAGUUCCUCCUGAGCUAAGUAGCGAGAGCAAGGAACAGAUCCAAAAGAUGAUAAGGCAUACUAAAGAAGUUCUUCUUCAUGCAAAAUUUUUGAAACUUCCGCAAAAGGACAACUUGUUACUGAAGCUGGAGCAGAUUAUCAAGAUAUCAAAGGAGCCGAAGGAGCAUUGA
Camelina sativa (false flax) is the source of this 1485-nucleotide messenger RNA. The record is from RefSeq and is a predicted model, not a curated record. Lineage: Eukaryota; Viridiplantae; Streptophyta; Magnoliopsida; Brassicales; Brassicaceae.